Quercus lobata is the source of this 6333-nucleotide messenger RNA. RefSeq names its product alpha/beta-Hydrolases superfamily protein. Gene Ontology annotation, cellular component: membrane. Lineage: Eukaryota; Viridiplantae; Streptophyta; Magnoliopsida; Fagales; Fagaceae. Gene Ontology annotation, molecular function: monoacylglycerol lipase activity; short-chain carboxylesterase activity; metalloendopeptidase activity. Gene Ontology annotation, biological process: CAAX-box protein processing; lipid metabolic process. The record is from RefSeq and is a predicted model, not a curated record. The transcript has 11 exons. Bases 244 to 5859 code for a protein of 1871 amino acids.
GUCUCCAAUCUCCAUCUGUGGCUGACUGGGGUGGGAUCCAAAAAAUACUCUGCAAAAAAUUCUGAGCCAUGCACACCUCUUUUUCUGGAGCUUUCGAAAUCGCAAUCGAAACUCGUUUUGAGUUUCUCUUUUGUCAUUAUUUAUUACUUUCUCACCUCUCAUAUCUCAAUCGCAAACGCACCUCUCAUAACCACCAAAAGUGCAAUAGCAAAAACAAAUUCCCAUACACUCACAACAACAAUAAUGACUCUCGCUGCUGCCUCAACAAAUUCCCUCAUCCUCUUUUCCAAACGACACUUCCAAGUGCGCGAGUUCCGCGUUUUCCGACGCCGAAGGCUCAAGCAAACGACACGUAGUUCGCUCCGUUGUGCCCAGUUCGAGUUCGAAGACCUCUUCCAAUCCCUAGUUUCUCGGUUCCCUUCCGUCAAUUCCUUGGAAUUCAUCGCUCCGGCGCUCGGUUUCGCCGGCGGUUUCGCUCUCCACCGCCACUCCAAGGAUCGGCUGAGACAUCGAGGCGAUUCCGAUGUCGGGGAGUGGAUUCUCUUCACCAGUCCGAUGCCGUUUAGCCGGUUCGUGUUCCUGCGGUGCCCUUCGGUGUCGUUCGCUGGAGGCGAGGAUGCGAACGAGAGGCUGGUGAAGGAGGACAGGCAUUUCGUGAGGUUGAACAAAGGAAGAAUUGUAGUGAGCAAUGAAAUUGAGAGUUGUAGUUUGGAAUUGGAGUUACAGAGAGUUUGUGUGAGUACGGAGGAUGGAGGAGUGGUUUCGUUGGAUUGGCCGGCGAAUUUGGACUUGGAGAAAGAGCAUGGAUUGGACACCACGUUGUUGCUGAUCCCUGGUUCGCCUCAGGGUAGCUUGGACAAGAAUGUGAGGUCCUUUGUUGCUGAAUCUCUCAACCGCGGUUGUUUUCCGGUCGUCAUGAACCCGAGGGGUUGUGCCGGUUCACCUCUCACCACGGCACGGUUAUUUACGGCUGCUGACAGCGAUGAUAUCUCCACAGCUAUACAGUUCAUUAAUAAGGCAAGGCCAUGGACAACAUUGAUGGCUGUUGGUUGGGAAUAUGGUGCAAACAUGUUGACAAAGUACUUGGCAGAAGCUGGAGAGAAUACACCGCUUACAGCUGCCACAUGCAUAGACAAUCCAUUUGACUUAGAAGAGGCUACAAGGUCCUCUCCUUAUCACAUGGUCAUUGAUCAGAAGCUCACUGGUGGACUGAUAGAUAUUCUAAGAUCUAAUAAGGAACUAUUUCAAGGCAAAGCAAAAGGGUUUGACGUGGAGAAGGCUUUAUUGGCAAAGUCUGUUCGUGAUUUUGAAAAAGCAAUAUCUAUGGUAUCUUAUGGUUUUGAGGUACUAGAAGACUUUUAUUCAAAGUCUAGCACAAGAGACGUGGUUGGGAAUGUGAAGAUUCCUGUUCUCUUUAUACAGAAUGAUGAUGGGACGGUGCCACUAUUCUCUAUCCCACGCGGCUUGAUAGCAGAAAAUCCAUUUACAAGCCUGCUCUUGUGUUCUUGUAUGCCCUCUACUGUUGUUGCAAGUGGCACAUCUGUCAUAUCCUGGUGCCAGCAACUUACGAUUGAGUGGCUGACAGCAGUGGAGCUGGGAUUUCUGAAGGGCCGCCAUCCUCUCCUAAAAGAUGUGGACGUUACCAUCAACCCUUCAAAAGGCUUAGCUCUUGUGGAAAGCAGAUCAUCUGAUAAGAAUGAUGAGGUUGAUAAGCUCUCAGAUCUUACUCAGCCAAAUGCUUUGAAUGGAUACUCUGUGGAUCCUAUAAAGGGUAUGCUUGAAGAUGGCGACACUGUUGCUAGUUCAUGCUUAAGUUCCAGACGAGAUUCCCAAGAAAAUUUGGAAGCUGAAGAUGCAGGCCUGCAAGAAAUAGAAAAUGGUGCUUUGCAGCAGAUUAGCUCUGUUGAUUCAGAAUUGAUCAAAGAGGAGGAAGUCAGCUCAGUAGAUGGUGAAAGAGGUCAAGGGCUACAGACAGCACAAGCGGUUAUGAAUAUGCUUGAUAUAACCAUGCCUGGUACUCUAACAGAAGAAAGAAAACAGAAGGUCUUGACUGCUGUGGAUCAAGGAGAAACACUUGUGAAAGCUUUGCAAGAUGCUGUGCCAGAAGAUGUUCGUGAAAAGCUUACAACUGCUGUAACUGGAAUUUUGCAUACCCAAGGCACAAACUUAAAUUUUAAUGGACUUCUUGAUGUUUCAACAGGAUUGAAGGCCAAGAUCCAAGAAAAAGUUGGAAUAUCAGGUGGAGAAGGUUUAAACACUGACCAUCUUUCUUCAGACCAGAUAAAAAGGGCUGAUGAACUCACAGAUAGCUUGAAUGACACUCAACCUGGCGUAGACAAACCUACUGGGGAUCUAGAAUCAGAUCCAUCUCAAUUGACAAGGGGUGAUGGAGUUGAUAUAUCUAGUUCAGUCAAGGACACCAGUGAGUCAGGAAAUAAUGAUGAAUAUGAUGAGUCCUCUAAAGAAAAAUCUGCUACAUAUCUUGACAAUGGUGAGAUUGGAUCAGUAACAGAUAUUAAGCCUACAAUUAAUGAGAAAAAAGACCAGGAUGGUGGAAUAGCUCAAAUAGAGGAAAAAGAGGAGAAUAAUAACCGGGAAACUGGAGAUUCUUCAACUGACCAAGGCAAGGUGGCAUCAUCCGGUAUAACAGAAGAAGUAACUCCUGGGACCUCCUCUGACACUCAACCUGGCGUAGACAAACCUACUGGGGAUCUAGAAUCAGAUCUAUCUCAAUUGACAAGGGGUGAUGGAGUUGAAAGAUCUGGUUCAGUCGAGGACACCAGUGAGUCAGGAAAUAACGAUGAAUAUGAUGAGUCCUCUAAAGAAAAAUCUGCUACAUAUCUUGACAAUGGUGAGAUUGGAUCAGAAACAGAUGUUAAGCCUACAAUUAAUGAGAAAAAUGACCAGGAUGGUGGAAUAGCUCAAAUAGAGGAAAAAGAGGAGAAUAAUAACCAGGAAACUGGAGAUUCUUCAACUGACCAAGGCAAGGUGGCAUCAUCCAGUAUAACAGAAGAAGUAACUCCUGGGACCUCCUCUGAUGCUGAUGCAAUGGGAAAUGAAGGUAACGAUAAUCUGAAGAGAGAUAACAAAAGUGUGCAGCCUGUUCAGGAUCAAACUAAUUCUAUUAUGUCUGAUCCUAGUCCCUCCACCUUCAGUGUAUCCCAAGCAUUUGAUACUCUAACAGGGAUGGAUGAUUCCACCCAAGUGGCUGUGAACAGUGUUUUUGGUGUACUAGAAAAUAUGAUAACUCAAUUGGAGGAGGGUUCAGAUGAUGAAAAUGGAGACAAGGACAGGAAUGACAUUAAGGAGAAGAAAACUGAUUCUGGUUCCGACCAACAUAGCAUCAUUGAUGACCACAAAUUGGAUGAGGAAGAAAAAAACGAAAAUACACAAAGCAUUCGGUCUGAUAAUUUAGAUGCUCCUUUUGUAUAUAAUCACCAUGAGAAUAGCAUUCAUUCACAGCAUGAUACAAGAACUGGAAGGGUAGAGGAGGAAACCACACAAAACCUCAAUUCCUCUAAUGGGAAAAGUAUGGAUAGGUCUCAGGGUAGUAAGACUAACAUCCAUGUUGCUCAGUACAAAAAUGAAAAGAAGGAUCAAUUAGUUGGUAGCAAACUUCUUGCUGAUAAUCCAGAUAAGAUUAGACAUGUAAAUAGUAUUCCACUGCACAUAACUGCAUAUCCAUAUGGGACCUCUUUAUACACUGAAUAUUUACGUAAAUAUCUUCUUUCAAAGAAGCAUACCAAAUCACUUGAUGUAGAUGCAACAACUUCUCUAUUGCUUGACUAUUUUCCAGAAGAGGGUCAAUGGAAGCUGUUGGAGCAACCAGGAAAUAUUGGAAUCUCUACCAGUGAUAUUGCAACUCAUUAUGGUGUUGAGAGUCAACUUGAGGCCCGCUCCUGUGCAAAAGCAAAGGACACAAACAACUUUAUUGAACCAUCAUAUGUAAUAUUUGAUACGGAAAAGCAACCAGAACCAGUUGCAGAAUAUGAAACAAUGGACCACAUGAAUGGGAAAGUUGAAAUUAGUGAUGAUAGAUUAGAGGAAUUGAUGCACUUUGUGAAAAAUAUUGUUAUAAAUUCUUUGAAGGUUGAAGUUGGCCGUAGGCUAAGUGCAGCUGACAUGAAGGAAAUAAUUCUUGCUAGAGAAUUGGAACUUGUGGCAAAUGCUGUGUCGUUGGCAGUUGGACAUGACAAAGAGCAUAUUCAGCUUGUGGAAGGUAAACGCAGUAUUCAAUGUACUUCAGAAAAACUUGGUACUCUCCAGGGAGAGCUUAUCAUUAGGGCCAUUUCAUCUGCCGUUAAGGACACAAGUUACUUGAGAAAAGUACUCCCAAUUGGUGUUAUUAUAGGAUCUAGCUUAGCUGCCUUGAGGAAAUCUUUCAAUGUAGCUACAGUGCACGAUAAUAGAAAGAGAGAAGUUCUGACCACACAUGUUCAAGCCAAAAAAUCCGGGGAAAAAACUCAUGGUAAGGUCAGUGUGGUAGAGACUGAUCGAAUGCCUUUCAAUAAGUCUGGUCAUAGUACUAAUUUUGACACUUCAGUAACCAGAGAAGGGGGAAAAGAUAAAAAUUCUAGCAACAAUACUGUCAUGGUUGGUGCUGUUACAGCUGCCCUAGGGGCGUCUGCUUUAUUGGUGAAGCAGCAGGAUUUUUACAAAGGCAAUGAAAAUUCUGGAACUUUAUCAAAGUCCUCCAAUGUCAAAGGUAAUCAUCAGAGGGAGCCUGACAAGCUUGAGGAGGCAGUAUCUGAAAAUGACCAAAAUAACAUAGUCACAAGCCUUGCUGAGAAAGCCAUGUCAGUUGCUGGUCCUGUGGUACCUAUGAAAGAAGAUGGUGGAGUGGAUCAAGAAAGGCUGGUUGCAUUGUUGGCAGAUUUGGGUCAAAAAGGUGGCUUGUUGAAGCUAUUUGGCAAACUGGCGUUGUUAUGGGGUGGUAUACGUGGUGCAGUGAGUUUGACUAAUAGGCUUCUUUUGUUUCUUCGUCUAGGUGAACGUCCCUUAUUCCAGAGGAUUCUUGGGUUUGUUGGCAUGGUGCUUGUUUUAUGGUCACCGGUAGUCAUUCCGUUGCUCCCUACACUAAUGCAGAGCUGGAUGACAAAUACUCCCUCUAGAAUAGCUGAGCUUGUUUGCGUUAUUGGCCUCUACACUGCUACAACAAUACUAGUUAUGUUAUGGGGCAGAAGAAUUCGUGGGUAUGAGGAUGCACUUCAGCAAUACGGGUUGGAUUUGACAUCAUCGCAAAAGAUACAAAAUUUUUUGAAGGGCUUGAUUGGUGGAGUCAUGCUUGUCUUAUCAAUACAUACUGCAAAUGCACUAAUUGGUUGUGUGUCUCUCUCUUGGCCUCCUACUCCAUCUCAUUUGGAUGCCAUGACACAUUUCAAAGUAUAUGGGCGGGUGCUUAUGCUGGCUGGUCAAGGAAUUGUAACAGCAACUGGUGUUGCAAUUGUGGAAGAAUUGGUUUUCAGGUCAUGGUUGCCUAAAGAAAUUGAAGUGGAUCUUGGAUAUCAUCAAGGAAUUAUAAUCUCGGGGCUUGCAUUUGCCUUAUUCCAGAGGUCUCCACAGGUUAUACCCGGGCUAUGGCUUUUAUCUUUGGGUUUGGCAGGUGCUUAUCAAAGAAGCGGAGGCAGUCUCUCCAUUCCAAUUGGGUUACGUGCAGGAAUAAUGGCUUCAAGUUUUGUUUUACAAAAGGGUGGCUUUUUAACCUACAAGUCUAACUUUCCUCUUUGGGUAACUGGGGCUCACCCAUUCCAACCAUUUAGUGGCGUGGUUGGUUUUGCAUUUGCUCUAGCAAUGGCAACAGUUCUCUAUCCAACACAGCCUCCACGAAAUAAGAAAUUGCAGAGGACCCUUCGGGAAUGACGGAAGGUCUCUUGGUGAAGAUUUUUAUAUUGCUCGAAUGUUGAUGCCUUUGUGGUCUGCAAUGGAGAAAGUAAAAAGAGUUGGGGAAGAGACCUGAAGAAAUUGAAAGUUCAAUGCCCUGUUCCCAGUGAUGUUUCUAAUGCUAUAUGCACAACCAGAGGUUUUGAAUGUGGUGUACAGUCGGUAAAUCCCAAAAAUGAAAACUCAGAGACAAAUUUUUAAGUAGGAAACCGAUGUUUCAGCCUACACAAGUUUUGUUAUCCUCACCCCCACCCCCCCACCGCCCCCACAAAAAAAAAAUCCCUCCCUCUUUUUUUCCCUCUUGAAUGCAUCAAAUUGCGAUAAGGGUUUCUCUCUUGUUUAUACCCCAGAAAAGUGUACAGUAUAUGAAACAGAUGGUUACAGAUAACUUUAAGCUGAGAUUGUCACAUACACAAGAAUUCCAAAAAUCAAAUGUAAGAUGAAUUUUGUCCC